Messenger RNA from Aricia agestis (brown argus), 420 nucleotides. RefSeq names its product transmembrane protein 258 (gene kud). Lineage: Eukaryota; Metazoa; Arthropoda; Insecta; Lepidoptera; Lycaenidae. The record is from RefSeq and is a predicted model, not a curated record. The transcript is spliced from 2 exons. Gene Ontology annotation, cellular component: membrane-bounded organelle. Gene Ontology annotation, biological process: protein N-linked glycosylation. The coding region runs from base 108 to 353 and encodes 81 amino acids.
UGACAGCUGUCAAAGUUGUUCGACUGAUGUGGCGCUUCGCGGUCAACAAGUUUUUGGAGAAAAAUUAGAUUUUCGCCGGUGCUGUUGAUAAUUAAUAAUCAGUAAAAAUGAGUUUGGAAAUUGAAUCAAUGGUGCGAUAUGCCUCACCUAUCAACCCGGCCGUGUUUCCACAUCUUACGUUGUUGUUAUUGGGAAUCGGUAUAUUCUUCACUGCGUGGUUCUUCGUUUAUGAAGUAACAAGCACAAAAUUAACCAGGGAUUUGUUCAAAGAACUUCUGCUAUCUCUAGUUGCAGCACUGUUUUCUGGAUUCGGCAUAUUGUUUUUGUUAUUGUGGGUCGGCAUUUAUGUAUAGAACUAUAGUGUGUAAGUAAUAUUUACCAUUCCUAUGUUUAAUUUAUAUAAAUAUCUUAUAUACUAAA